UAUGCAACACCAGGUACGCCGCGGCCUGCAAAUCCGAUGAUUCAUUCUUAGGAUCACAAGAUGGCACCCAUAACAUUAAUAUGGCAUAUGCGUACCUAAUCUUAUCAGUUAAUAAUAUAGAUUGUUCCAGUUCUUUGAACAAAAUAGAUCAGUUCUGAAGAAUGCCACUCCUGGUGUAGUUCUGAAAAUUUAGAUGGCAACUUGUCGUUCUGAAUGUCAUCAGAAAAUACAGAUCAUCAUGAUUCUGAUGUGUGAUUAUUCUAAUGAUGUGUGAUUAGAAAGUCGUAAGGUUUAAUAGCUAAACUGUAUUUUAUUUUAAUGAUGUAUGAUUAUGAUUGACAUGAACAUAGUGACCUUACUAUCCUGUGUGUGAUUGUCAUGUGCAUAGUGAUCUUGCUACCCCGUGUCACUGUGUGCGAUCUGCAUUUUAGUCUAAUGUUGUAUGGUUUUCUAGGAGUACAGAUAAACUUUGUUUUCAAUCAAUUGUGCCCAGAUUCUGACUUCCGGAUUCAGAUAUUCUCCCCUUCUUGCCAUCGGAUAGAGUAGCAAUUGCAUUCACUUGUGUGCCAGUACGUGCGUAGUUGUAUGUUCCGGGUCUGUUCCUCUUGCUGCUUACCUUUAUCCAUGACAUGCAUAUAAUUGUUUCUUAAUCCGCUCUGAUGGAUUUUAGUGGUUACUUGUGAUAUGUAAUUCACCACUAUUUUCUUAUCUAUGCAGUCCAUGGUGUACCUUAGAUGAUAUUAUAUUUCUUUCUCUGAAUGCAUGUGCAAUGGAUAACAACACGUUAAAAAUUACAGAUGUUGCCCUGUUUACAUAUUCCUUUGUCACCAUAUUGUUGUGAUGGUUCUCUAAAUUAAUGUGUUGAUAUCUAUAUUAUUCUUAACCAUUUUCCAGUUUAAAAAUGGUUCAAAUUAUGGAUACUUCAUAUGAGCCUCUCUGUACUCUAUCCUAAUAGGCCAUUAAGAUCAACGUGAUUUUACACCCUAACCCCGGGAGCAGUCGUCUGUUUCACAGGAUACAAAAGCAGGUGUAAUCUGUCGAACCGCAACAGAUUGGGUGUUGUCAUGCUCAUCCAUUAAUAGUAGCCAAAUCCCUAUAUCCUGAAAAAUAUAAUGAAACAUUUUAACGGUUGUAAAAGAUUUCAAUCAUUCCAAUCAGGCAGCGAUGGCUCGAAGCCCCUGCGACCUCCGCCUCCUCCUCCUUGCUGCCGCUGUAGCUUUCAUCUACAUCCAGGUGCGCCUCUUCGCAACACAAUCCCAUUAUGCUGACCGUCUUGCAGAAGCAGAAAAAUCUGAAAAUCAAUGCACCAGUCAAUUAAAGUCCUUGAUCGAUCAAGUCAGCAUGCAGCAGGAGAAGAUUGUAGCACUGGAAGAGAUGAAGAUACGGCAAGAUGAAGAACGUGCACAGCUGAAGAUUCUCAUACAGGAUCUUGAAAAAAGGAGCGUGCAGAAGUUACUAAACAAGAAUGUGGUUCCUGUUGCUGCUGUUGUCAUAAUGGCUUGCAAUCGACCGGACUAUUUGGAGAGAACAGUUGAAUCUAUCCUGAAGUAUCAGACAUCAGUUGCUUCAAAGUUUCCGCUUUUUAUAUCUCAGGAUGGAACAAAUGGAGCUGUGAAAAAGAAAGCUUUGGAUUAUAAACAGAUAACAUAUAUGCAGCAUGUGAAUCUUGAACCUGUGCAAACUGAAAGGCCAGGAGAAUUGACAGCAUAUUACAAGAUUGCUAAACAUUAUAAGUGGGCCUUAGAUGAGCUAUUCAUUAAACAUAACUUUGCUCGAGUAAUCAUUCUAGAAGAUGACAUGGAGAUUGCCCCGGAUUUUUUUGACUACUUCGAGGCUGCAGCUAAAUUACUUGAUAAUGACAAGACAAUUAUGGCCGUUUCUUCUUGGAAUGACAAUGGGCAAAAGCAGUUUGUUAACGACCAAAAAGCACUUUACCGCUCGGAUUUCUUUCCUGGGCUUGGAUGGAUGUUAACAAAGUCCACUUGGCUUGAACUGUCACCAAAGUGGCCAAAAGCUUAUUGGGAUGAUUGGAUGAGGCUAAAGGAGAUACAUGGAAACAGGCAAUUCAUACGUCCGGAAAUCUGUAGAACAUACAAUUUUGGCAAACAUGGAUCAAGCUUGGGACAAUUCUUCGAGCAAUAUUUGGAACCCAUUAAGUUAAAUGAUGUUCAUAUUGACUGGAAUUCAGAGGAUCUGAGUUACCUUGGGGAGGAUAAGUUUUCAACCAAAUUUGGAAAAGAGGUGGCUAGUGCCACGCCUCUCCAUGGAUCGGAUGCUGUGUUGAAAGCCCACAACAUGGCUGCAGAUGUAAGGAUCCAAUAUGAUGAUCAGGAAGACUUUGAGCGGAUAGCUCGUCAAUUUGGAAUAUUCGAAGAAUGGAAGGAUGGCAUCCCAAGAACUGCUUACAAAGGAGUAGUGGUCUUCCGGUACAAGAGUAGUCCAAGGCGGAUAUUUCUUGUGAGCCCAGAUUCUCUUCGUCAGCUUGGGGUGUAGUGGUGUUGAGAAGAUAAAUUUCACCAUGGAGCCAGUGGUGAAUCCUUUUUUUAUCAAAUGGCAAAUGUCGGCGGAUGCGUCAAUUGAUUUCUGCCAGCAUGGAGCAACUGGGAUGCAUGGUGAAGAAACUUUUGAGAAGUGCCCAAGGGCCAAGGUACUGUUCUUGAUUGAUUUCUGCCAGCAUGGAGCAACUGGGAUGCAUGGCGAAGAAACUUUUGAGAAGUGCCCAAGGGCCAAGGUACUGAGAACAGAGGGGCUUGGUUUAUUGGAACAUUUGAUACAUCAAUAUUAUAUUUUUUCCAUGAAUACGUAAAUGUUUAGAUAGCAAGGGACGCUUAUCCUGUGGUGUAUUUUGGGUUUACACGAUGCUGUGGUAUACACAAAUAGAGAAUGUAGCAGCAGGGCAGUAGCUGACCUGACAUAGUGGGUCUUUUUGGGGUAAAAGAAAGGUGGAAUUUUUUAUGAUAAAAAACAUUCAUGUGAUGCUCCUUAGCUUUUUAUGUGGAGGAGUACAAUGCCAUGGCAUCUUGGAAUCAAGGACGGAUAACUUGUACUGUCA
Molecule: messenger RNA, 3052 nt
Organism: Panicum hallii
Lineage: Eukaryota; Viridiplantae; Streptophyta; Magnoliopsida; Poales; Poaceae
Product: alpha-1,3-mannosyl-glycoprotein 2-beta-N-acetylglucosaminyltransferase
Exons: 18
Coding region: 1165-2493 (442 amino acids)
Cellular component (GO): Golgi apparatus
Molecular function (GO): alpha-1,3-mannosylglycoprotein 2-beta-N-acetylglucosaminyltransferase activity
Source: RefSeq, a predicted model, not a curated record